Molecule: messenger RNA, 570 nt
Organism: Adineta steineri
Lineage: Eukaryota; Metazoa; Rotifera; Eurotatoria; Adinetida; Adinetidae
Source: the annotation of a GenBank genome assembly
AUGAUUUUGUUGAUAUAUUUCUUAUUUGUAAUUGUUAUUGAUAAUAUUGUAUGUUUAAAUUAUCGUGAUGAAAUAAUUGUUUCAAAAAAAGAAAUUGAAGAAAGGUUUCAUGAUAAUCUCAAUCCAUAUAGUCCAUUAGUUCCAUGUGAUUUUCUUCCAUCAGAUUAUUAUGAAUGUGAAUCAGUUGAAGAUAUACCUGAAAAUGAAACACGAUCAUGUCAAAAAAAAAAUGGUCGUCGUUUUGGUGGUGAAAAAUAUGAUGAAGUUGAACAUACAUGGAUUCGAUGUGAAAUUUAUGAUGGAAUUGAUUGUAAAGGAAAUCGUUCAUUUAUAAUAACAAAUAUUCCAUGUAUUAAAUAUUCAUCACAUUAUUUUAUUUCAACACUUUUAUAUUCAAUAUUUUUGGGUUUAUUUGCUGUUGAUAGAUUUUCUCUUGGACAUAUUGGAAUUGCUGUUGGAAAAAUGAUAACACUGGGUGGAUUAGGACUUUGGUGGAUUAUUGAUAUUAUUCUUCUCAUUUUUGGUAAAUUAAUGCCUCAAGAUGAUUCAAAUUGGAUUAUUCAACAUUAA